AUGACUGAGCCAUCAUCAGCAGCAGAGCCCUCAACACCUCCUACAGCUCCCGCACCCAUACCCCGACUUCAGACACCGUAUGAGCUGGGUUGGAAGAUCAUUCAACUCCUCUACCAUUUUGAGAAAUGCAACGCUCACCGCUUCCAGUGGAUAGUGGCGAGGUUUAAGGGUAAAGACCCUGGGCCACCUCCUCCAAAUACACCAGAGCCUGAGGCUGAGACCGAGGAGCUGGCACCAGAGGAGCCAGCAGCUAAAGCUGGCCAGGCAGUUGAGCCCCCUGAGCAGACACCGGCGAAGCCCACGGUUGAGUAUGCAGUAGUUCAGAGAGUUGAGGAGCUGGUAGCUGGAGUCGAGCAGAUAGUAGAGAUGGCAGCAGAGCCAGCUGACCAGGCAGUUGACGAGCCGGCAGCUGAGACCACCAUAGAGACAUCCUGA
Arachis ipaensis is the source of this 435-nucleotide messenger RNA. NCBI's taxonomy places the organism in Eukaryota, Viridiplantae, Streptophyta, Magnoliopsida, Fabales, Fabaceae. The record is from RefSeq and is a predicted model, not a curated record.